Messenger RNA from Pundamilia nyererei, 2415 nucleotides. It is a transcript of the gene sap30l, whose product is annotated as sap30-like. Gene Ontology annotation, cellular component: histone deacetylase complex. Gene Ontology annotation, molecular function: protein binding; transcription coregulator activity. Gene Ontology annotation, biological process: regulation of DNA-templated transcription. The record is from RefSeq and is a predicted model, not a curated record. NCBI's taxonomy places the organism in Eukaryota, Metazoa, Chordata, Actinopteri, Cichliformes, Cichlidae. Bases 583 to 1119 code for a protein of 178 amino acids. The transcript has 4 exons.
UUCCGCCCCAUAGACAGAGCAUGUUCCAUUGUAGGAUCUCCUCGAAAGAGUGCCGUAAUCGUUAGAGGUGCACGUCGUUAAAUGUGUAAUUUAGUCAAAGUUGGUUAGAAAGCUGUAGCCGCCAGUGUUUUUAUAGCUCGGAGUUACAGAUAGGUUGUUGUCGUACGCGCAGAAGCGACGGCUGGUUACAGGGACGAACUGCGGCGGUCUCACCGAAGGAAUUCCUGCAUCAGCGGCAGCUCAUCCACCUUGCUGCACCGCUAGCACAGGAGCUAGCCAGUGUAAGCAGAGACUGACGGCGCCAGUCUGCCGGAGAUAUAUACGAAUAUGUCUUCAACCUAUGGCAGCGAUCGUGUUUUUAAAUAACUUGCAAGUCGGCAUCAAAACAUCAGGGGCUGUUAAAUUUACAUUGUAGCCACUUAGCCAAGGUAGCUCGCUAGCUAACGUUGCCAGAAUUGUCUUUCAUAAAAGGGCAACGGGUGAACAGGAGACUAAGUGUCCCACCUGACGCUGUUUGUUUUUUGUUGGCGCUCCUUUUUUUAAUUGUUGAGGUUAAAGCAGGCACAUCGUCACAAGUACAGAAUGAAUGGGUUCAGCACAGAGGAAGAUAGCCACGACGGACCGCCUGCUCCGCCGUUUUACGGUCAGAGCUGCUGCCUGAUCGAGGACGGAGAACGCUGCGGCCGGUCUGCUGGAAACGCCUCCUUCAGCAAGAGAAUCCAGAAGAGCAUAUCACAGAAGAAGCUCAAACUGGACAUCGACAAGAGUGUGCGACAUCUCUACAUCUGUGACUUUCACAAGAAUUUCAUUCAGAGUGUUCGCAACAAGAGGAAGAGGAAGACCAGCGAUGAUGGAGGGGAAUCCCCAGAUCAUGAUGUGGAGGUGCCCGAGGUGGACCUUUUCCAGCUGCAAGUGAACACGUUGAGACGCUACAAGCGACACUACAAGCUCCAGACCAGGCCCGGCCUCAACAAGGCCCAGCUGGCAGAGACGGUGAGCCGUCACUUCCGGAAUAUUCCAGUGAACGAGAAGGAGACGCUGACCUACUUUAUUUACAUGGUGAAGAGCAGCAAGAGCCGCUUGGACCAGAAAGGGGACGGUGGCAAACCCCUGGACUAAACUUCCCCCACAACAAUCACAGCGGCAGCUACAACCACAACAACAACAACUGUAGCUACAGACAAAACCUGGACUUCAGUAACGGCUCCUCUGCACCCUCCUGCUCCCCUCUGAGAACAGGACACGAACUGCUGUUGUCCUUAAAGGACUCAAAACAGAAAUCCAGGGUGAGAUGAGUUCAUUUUGCCUUUUUGGCCCUCUUCACAGAAAUCCAGUCUCUCCCUUUUGACUUGGCCCUCUCCAAGGUAUUCCCUGAUUUACGAAAGCCAGGACCAUAAAGACUGCUGAUUACAAGGACUCACUCUGCAGAGUUUUAUGUCGUCAUACUGUAACACAACUGUGUCUAUAUGUACAAAAGAACAGCGUCCGACUCAAGCGACUCAGCUGAAUGCAGUAUCCUGCCUUAAGAGUCAAAAAAAUAACAAAACAACUUUUGGUAAUUUUGGUUUUCUUUGCCAAGUUGACUGUUAAACACGCUCACAGUGAGGAAUGCUUGUGCCAAACGGGACUGCGAGAUGGAGCUGAAUGAUGCGAUGAUAAGUGGGAUUUUUCCCUCUUUCUUCAUACGUGACUGUUGGAAAAGAAAUGCCACCCUGGUCUGAAGUCACAUCCAGAACAUUAAGGCUCAGGUUCACUCUUUAAAAGCUGCAAAUGGUGAAGAUAAUGAUUAUAAAUGUUGUGUAAAACAUUAAAGGAAGAAGAACCGAGUAAGGAUGUGAUACGUUGUGACUCAGUCUUCUAUUUGUUAGUGGUUUCUUUUUUUUUCUUUUUCUUUUGAACCUGUGAACAUACACAUGCUGAUUUCUUUAUUUCUGUAACCCAGUUUAAGUUUAAGUAAGCUUUAGUUCAGCCUUAAUUCCACAAGUUGUUCAAAGGUUGUGUCUGGUUGCAUAUAUCAUUUCUAUUUUCUUUUUUUUCCUUCCACAUUAAGUGAAAGCUGUUUCGCAUGAAUGGUCGGGCUGUAUUGUGCUGCCAUCCGACGGUGUUUACAGCGGAUAAAAUCUCUGCUCUUAAUUUCAUUCCUCCAAAGUGGGCUGACAGGUUAGCCUGGUGAAAGUGGGAGAAAAAAAUUUAUGUUCUUCUUUUAUUCACAAUUUUGAAUAUGUGUUACAUGUGGAUGCCCUUCUUCCGUAUCGGCGGGUGAGAUUUAAAAUUUAAAAAACUUAAAACAAACCUUUUCAUAGUGGUGAACCUGCUGCUGCUUCAGUCCAGCGCGAUUCAUUUGGCAGUAAAACGGCAUCAAACAGCAACAUGUUUUUUUUUUCUCUGUAUAGACUCAGUUAUUUACAUUUAAAG